AUGAUGAGUCCAGGUAAUGCAACACUUAAAUUUCGUGAUAGUUUCAACAUAGCAACGAAAGAUAUAUUAAGAUGGUUCCCUGGACAUAUGGGUAAAGGAAUAAAACAAAUGCAAAAGCAGCUGAAAAAUAUAGACUGUCUUAUUGAAGUUCAUGAUGCAAGAGUUCCAAUUUCUGGACAUUAUGCAGAUUUCACCAAUACAUUAAGUGGAAUAAAACCACAUAUUUUUGUAUUAAACAAAAUGGAUUUAACUAAUAUGAAAUUUAAGAAUUCUAUAAUAGAGACUUUAAAUCAGAAAGGAUUAUCUAAUAUAUUGUUUACUAAUUUUAAAGAUGAAAAAUGCAAAGGUGCUGCAAAAUUGUUACCUUUGGCACAAAAAUUAAUUAAGGAAUCAAAUCGCUAUAAUAGAUCACAAGAAUCCUCAUUUCAAAUAAUGAUUAUUGGCGUUCCUAAUGUAGGAAAAUCAUCACUUAUUAAUCGUUUGAGAAACAAUAUUCUUCAUAAGAGUAGUGCUGCCCAUGUUGGUGCUAUUGCUGGUAUUACACGAUCUGUUUCAACACGAAUAAAAGUGUCAGAAAAUCCAGACAUUUACAUUUUAGAUACACCUGGAAUUUUAGCUCCCAGAGUAGAUGAUGUACACACAGGUUUAAAAUUGGCAUUAAUUGGUUGCAUGCAAGAUCAUUUAGUAGGACCAGAAAUGCUGGCAGAUUUUUUAUUAUUUUGGCUAAACAAACAAAAGCGAUUUGAAUAUGUAGAAAAAUUAGAAUUAACAGAACCACAUGAUAGUAUAUCACAUGUUCUUGUAUAUAUUGCAGCAAAAUUUAAAAAAACUUUAAGAGUAAAGAAUUACGACGGUAAAAUGAUUAUAAAACCAGAUUUAAGAUUUGCAGCAGAAUAUUUUCUUUCUUUGUUUAGAAAAGGACAAUUAGGAUAUUAUUGUUUAGAUGAAGAUUUAUUGCCAACAAGACGGAAAUAAAAUAUAAAAUACAUAAUUGCAAAAGUGUUAAAUUUUUGUUAAAUAUUUCAAAAUAUACCAAAAAUAUCAAAUAUAUACAUGUAUGUAUUAAUACAAUAGAGUCUCAAUAGAUCGCAAUUUGUACAUACGAUAAAUAUAAAUAAUUUUUUAAAUUUCUAUAAUCUUAUAUAGAUAACAUUUAGCAAAAUUGC
Frieseomelitta varia is the source of this 1166-nucleotide messenger RNA. RefSeq names its product mitochondrial GTPase 1. The record is from RefSeq and is a predicted model, not a curated record. The transcript has a single exon. Gene Ontology annotation, molecular function: GTP binding; GTPase activity. NCBI's taxonomy places the organism in Eukaryota, Metazoa, Arthropoda, Insecta, Hymenoptera, Apidae. Bases 1 to 975 code for a protein of 324 amino acids. Gene Ontology annotation, cellular component: mitochondrion.